GUAAGAGGUCGAGGUGACACUAUCCUGGACAGACAGCACUCCUUCCUGCUAGGCCAGUCCCAGCAAUCCCCAGCUGCCCUCCACGAUGGAGACCUACAUCAAUAGAAAUGUGUUUUUUUUUUUUUUUUCUUACGCACAUUGCCAGUACCCUUUUCUUCCCUCCUCCUGCUUCUCCCCUUCCCGGGCCCCCCGAGCCUGCUCGGACCUGGCUGCCACGGUGAGGAGGAUUUCGGUCUCUUUAUCCUGCUUCAUGGCUGCGCGGUUUUCCUGGAGUGACGUGGACGACGCUGCCUGGCCACGCGAGAGGACCCAGGUGCAGUCAUGAGUGAACCUUUAGUGAGAAGUCAACAGUAAUCACCGAGCUUCCUCUGAGUUAAGCUAAAAAGAAAGUGAAACAAACAAAUACCAGCAUUGUUGUUGUUGUUUACGGCCUUGACAAGUGAUGAAGUGUAUGAAUCAUAAUGAAGAUACUGCUUGCAUUUCACUCCCGUGGGGUUAAAACGAGCGGCGAGCAGUGAGUGACUCAGAAUCUGGUGGGAUUGGAUAUCAAUGGGAUAGACAGACAGAGGGACACGCUCAGGUCUCGUCAUGGUGAAGUGUACGUACACAAGUCCAGCCUCCCCCAGCAAACCUCAGCGCCGAUGACCUGCAGCUGAGUGUGUGGGGCGUCCCGGCCCUGCUUCCAGCACUGGGUGCCCUAACUUGUUACCAAUAGAGAGAGAGAGAGAGAGAGAGAGAGAGAGAGAGAGAGAGAGAGAGAGAGAGAGAGAGAGAGAGAGAGAGAGAGAGAGAGUCUACCAGUGGUGGAGAUAAUGCACAGAAAUGGCGCGCCUUGGAUGUGGGUAUGGGCGUGGGUGUGGGCGUGGCCAUGGACCUCUCACGCCACAGCCACGCCCCUUACUGGUUUCUUCCAACAACACCCGCACUUGCCGCCGCCACACCACGACCCGAAGGUUGGUGUGGCUUACCAGGAACACCACGCCACGCCCGCCACCCCUGCCAGCCUAGGCGCCCACGCCCCCCGCGGCCACGCCAGGAAUUCCCUCGUUCGUGAUCACUUUCUCACCAAGUGGAGAAAGAUUGCUGAGAACCACUCCCUCCACCCGAUGAACUUCACGGCUCUCAAGAUCAUAAGGGAGAAGAAGGUGAAGACUUUCCACAUGCAGGUGUCCGUCACCAAGGACUCGCUGCAGGUGUUCCGCGACCACGUGCAGGUGUAUCACAAAGACGGCUCUCCCACACCACUCAACUUCCUUCCCCACGCCGGAGUCCACGUCGUGGUGAUGCACCCACAGCGAGGAGAUGUGAUGCUCGCCCGCCAGUUCCUGACACACCAGCCCUCGGAGCACAAGAACCUCGCCUCCUGCCUCGCCUCCCUCUCUCCUGGCAGGAUAGUGGUGGUGGUGGCUGUACCCGAGGCAGUGGCGUUCCUCGGGCAGAACGCCAUCAGGGAGCUCGAGGUGAUCGGGGCAUCGAGAAUCAGAAACCUGGCGUAUAACGAGGCGUGGGCGUUGAUUUCCCACACGCCCUCCCGCCCACCCUCCGACACUGAACACCUCACUAAUACCACCGCCACCAACAAGAAAAACACUGAGACCAACAGGAACAAAAAAUCUCUCGACACAGUCCGUCCAAACAUUGCAAAGGCUCACACGUGGGGCGAGGCUGCGUCCAUCAUCAGAAGGCCAGGAAAGAAGGCCAGUCCACUCACUUUGCUGGCUCGUGUUCCCAAGACCCCAAGUGUGUGGUGCAGCUGGCACGAGGACCCAACCAUGGAGGAGCAGCGGAGGUUCUGUGACACUUACGAAGGUUACGCGAGGCUGUGCACCUGCACCGAUCCCGUCACCAGAGAGAUGAGAUACUCAGCGCCGCGCAUUGAGGUGAAGGAGGCGAUACCGGUGGCCAUGCUGACUGCCGUGAAACCUUUCACCUUCUACAGGGUGAGCACUGAGGCUGAGACGAGACUACAGUUGCUGAACCUGCUGGAGACCCCCGGAGCAGCACAGACGCCAAUCCUGGUGAUGGUGGAUGGCCCGCGUGAGGAAAUAGUGAGACUCGCAGAACUCUUUGGUGCACUCCGUUCGCUAUGUCACCACCCUUCGUGCCUCUGCCAUCAGCCCGCUCUCUGUCCCCCACUCCAGGCUGGAUGUGCUGGUUCAAUCGUCCCCAGGGCGCGGCGGGAUCUGCAACCCUCCUCAACAUGCACUUCAGGUUUUCCGUGCACAAAACUCUUCAACUUCUUCCCUGAGGCGGACAAGGCCAUCAUCUUGGAGGACGACCUGCUCCUCUCCCCAGACUUUAUCUCGUUCUUCCAGCAGACAGCAUGGCUACUGGACGCUGAUCCGACCAUUUUCUGCGUGAACGCCUUCUCGGUGAACAGCUACCCGACGGUGGCCAGCGACCCCCACGUGCUGCGGCGCCUCGAGAUGUUCCCGCAGUUCGGCUGGAUGAUCAACAGACGCUGGGCCAGGGAGCAGUUCGCUUAUUGGAUCCCUGAGGAGCAUGGCGGGGACUGGGACUGGUGGCUGUCAUCCCAGAACUCGCUGCAGGGACGUCAUGCGCUGGUGCCUGAGGUGGGGCGGACAUUCCACGCUGGGGCAGCUGGAGCACACGUGACGGGGUGGUUCCAGGAGCACCUCUUCGCGCCCAUGAUAUACAACCUGGACCCAGACGUUAAACUGCUGGGACUGGAAGAUCUGGUGCUGGACCGCUACAAGGCUAAGAUGGAGCGAGACAUUCUCAACGCCACGGACCUUGUGCUGGGGGACGACUUCUGCACCACCUCAGACUCUAUCCUGCCGAGAUACCAGCAUGGCAGCUUCCGCAUGUUUGUACUGUCUAUGAGCAAGAGUGACGAGUACAUGUCUUUCUACAUGAUGCAUCUGUGUCUGCACGCCUUCACGGAGGACACCCGGGAGAAGUUUGAGGGCGUGGUGCGAUUCAACCUGCAGGGCCGUGUGUUGUUCAUCAUCGGGUGCCCCGUGUCCCCCUUCUGUCGACUUUUUCCCAAGGGAGUGAAUAUAGUCAGUCCCAGCCCCGCCAUAUUGAAGCUGGCCGAGGAUCGGUCCUUCCGCUGGCAAACCAGAAACUACCCUGCCUUCUUCCCGAUAAGAGCGCUGAGGCCACGCAACCCAUUCCGUGAAUUCCUCAUGGAAAACCUUGCUUAUAACUAUUUCAACGGCACCGUUAGUACAACGAAACCUGAAAAGAUGUGAGGUUCGUCGCUUGAUUAUGUCUAUACUGAAGACAUUUCGGAAACUGCAAUAUCAAAAUUAUGUUUUCUUUAUUAU
Messenger RNA from Scylla paramamosain (green mud crab), 3290 nucleotides. Its product is annotated as protein O-linked-mannose beta-1,2-N-acetylglucosaminyltransferase 1-like. Gene Ontology annotation, cellular component: Golgi membrane. Gene Ontology annotation, biological process: protein O-linked glycosylation via N-acetylgalactosamine. Gene Ontology annotation, molecular function: beta-1,3-galactosyl-O-glycosyl-glycoprotein beta-1,3-N-acetylglucosaminyltransferase activity. Lineage: Eukaryota; Metazoa; Arthropoda; Malacostraca; Decapoda; Portunidae. The record is from RefSeq and is a predicted model, not a curated record.